Anopheles darlingi is the source of this 2685-nucleotide messenger RNA. RefSeq names its product transcription factor Atoh8 (gene net). The transcript is spliced from 2 exons. NCBI's taxonomy places the organism in Eukaryota, Metazoa, Arthropoda, Insecta, Diptera, Culicidae. Bases 1048 to 2481 code for a protein of 477 amino acids. The record is from RefSeq and is a predicted model, not a curated record. Gene Ontology annotation, molecular function: protein dimerization activity; DNA-binding transcription factor activity.
GCCGUUUUCGUGACGAGACGUCUCGUGCGUCGUGCUGCUGUAGAAGCUCAUCUCGAACAGCACAGCUGCUGCGUUCCUUCUUACGUUCCCGCCGGUUUGUAGUAGUUUUGAACCAAAACGCCGGUUCCGGCCACGGUCAGUGUUGCGCGAUAAAAAGAAGGGAUUAAUCAACGAUCGGAAGCCGCGCGGUACGGACACGUCCCCGGAAGUGAAAACGAGUGUGUGGGUGAAGAUUCCAGCACCGGAUGACAUCCGCCGAAUGUGCAGUGUACCGAAAGGGGUUCGCUUCACUUUCUUGGUGCCUUGCCUUCUCAGCAUCCGCAGACAACGACCGGAAGUGCAAUCGGUGGUGGUGAUGGUCAAAGGAUGACAUAAAACCAUAGAGGGAGAGAGAGAGAGAGAGAGAUAUACAUAGAGAGCAGCGAGUGAUACAAUAACUACGCGAGUGAGUCACAUUACACCGCCCGUUCCCGUGGUUUGUGGAUUUUCCCCGUGAUUCCUGGGGAUCUAUACUCUCGUGUGUGUUUGUGUGUGUGUGUGUGGUGUUCGUCCAUGUGAUGUGCCGGUGACCCCCGCGCGGUGGUUUACGCUCACGAUCCUGACCUUAUUAGAAGCCAUCAGUCAUAUAGAGCAGCCCGCGCCAGAGCAAAAAGGGUUGAAGGAGAUAAAAGGAAAAAGUAAAACCCGAUAAGCAAACAACACAGCAAGUCAAGUCAAGUCAAGUGUGCGCGUCACGUCAGUAACAUCACAAUCGCAGCGGAAGCAGCAGAAGUGACCGUGGUGGGUUAUAGUGUUCUGUGUGUGACACAAGAGAAAGAAGAGAGAGAAAGAGGAAGAGAGGAAGAGAAGGGGCAUCAGAAACCCUUUUCCGAAUUAUAAUUGAUAUAGUCAACUGUGGUAGGCGCGGCGGGUCCAACAAGCAACAAGUAGCGGAAGUAGUAACAGUGCAGUGCAGACUACUAUUAUCCGGUAGCACGUGAGUGUGUGUGUGACUCAGCUUGGCUGACCUUCUGCCUACCAACUACCACCCCAAAAAAAAAAAUCCGAAUGUGGUCCGAGGCGAUGAGCAGCUUGGCCAAGAUGUAUCCCAAGCUGAGCCCCGUGGAACUGUCGGCGAUACUGAUGAAAGGUGCAGCAAUGUCUGCGUCACUGGAGCGUGACUCCGGUUUCAAUUCGGGCAGUUCCGAGCACGAGGAUGAUCUGAAAUCCCUCGAUCAGAGCUCUCGCGAUGGUCUGAUCAGCCCAGAGAACAGUUCGGAGGAUUCGGUCGAGGUGAAGCUACCAUCCUCCUCGCCGUCCACCACGUCGACGACAGCCACGACAACCCCGGUGACGUCAUCCCUAUCGGCACCUCAAUCGGUGGCGGUGGCAUUGGUCAAGAACAAGCGCAAAAGUUCCGAACCGUUGCGUGUAGUGGCCGAAACGGAACUUCUCGCACCACUCAAGAAACGCAUCCGCUACGAUCACACCAAGCAUCAGCAAGACGCAGCUCCGGCGGUCCGCCAGACGACGCCAGACGAUGACGAUGAGCGAGGCGACACAGAGGAGGUGGACGAGGAGCGGUCCGUAUCGCGUACCGCCGCUACCAGCCCCUUCCGACCAUGGGCUCCCGAGGCAGGACAUACGCAGGGGAGUGGAGGACCAGCGGUAGCCCCUGCCAGCCCCUUUCCCCAUCCAGCCGAUCUACUCGCCCGACAUCCGGCCGUUACUACACUCCAUCGGCCACCAUUCAGCACGAGUCCGGUCGACCAACAGCAGCAACCGUUGGCUCUGGUAUCGAAGAAGAGCUCAACGAACGGGGCCGAACAGUGCCACGGUGUUGGCUCACCCUCCCGGGCCUCCCAAUCACCUGCCCGACGUAUCUCGGAGUGCACUUCACCCUCGGAAGAGGAGAUGGCCGGUGAGAUGGCCCUUCAGCGUAAGCUACAAUUGUUGCACCAUCAACAACAGCAGCAACAGCAACAGCAGCAACAACAACAACACCAGCACCACCAUCAUCACCCCAGUCACCAUCAACAUGAGGAGUUUGUGGCCCCACAUGCACCACCCUCGAUCGACGAUGGACGCUCGAACGAUUCGAUGACGGAUCAUGAGCAUCACCACCAGCAGCAGCAACAGCAUGGUGGUCAUGGCAAGGGUUCCUCGUCCGCCUCCUCCUCCUCGGCGAUCCACUCGCGCAACUACAAAAACAUGACGCGCGAGCGGCGCAUCGAAGCGAACGCCCGGGAGCGCACGCGCGUCCACACGAUCUCGGCCGCCUACGAGAAGCUGCGGCACGCCAUACCGGCCUACUCGAACGCCCAGAAGCUGUCGAAGCUGUCGAUACUGCGGAUCGCCUGCUCCUACAUCCUGACGCUCAGCCGGAUGGCGGGCGAGGACUACAGCGAGGACGGUUCCGAACCAUCGAUCGCCGACUGCGUCGCGAUGGUCACGCAAACCAUCCAGACCGAGGGCAAGAUCCGCAAGAAGAAGGACGAAUGAGAGCAGGGGGGCGGGGGGGUUGGCGCUUGACCGGUGCAGUGCAGAGCACUGUCCGGGCCGGUUGGAGCAUCUCUCGUCGGAUCGCGCGGAUUCGCUUAUUAUUUAUUUUUAUUUUGUAAAUCAACGGCAACGGCAUGGGAAUGUGUGCUGCCCACUGUCCGCGGAUCUUUCUCCCGCCUAUUGAUUGGCGGACGAGUGAGGGGG